AUUGCUCAAGCUUCGUAUGUCUGAAUAGGCUCAGUGUUUCUGCGAAAUCAGAGGGCAGUUCCAUUCGCCGAGCGCCGCGGUCCUGACACCGCGGCGAUCGAAUUUGUGGGCAGAUGCAGUGGAAGGCCUUGAAGAAUCUACAAGGUCACAGAUGGCUGCGCUCCACUUCUGGAUGGGUCAUCCGGCACACGAACUCGAAGACCGUCUCUGCUUGGCUCACCAUCGAUUUGUUGAUCUCCUUGGGCCUUGGAGUGUAUUUUUUCUUCUUCAGAUAUGUGUCUUCCUUGGGAUUGAAUGCUUUGUCUGUGAUGAGCAGCUUUAAAUUCUACAUUUUCGUCGCUGGAUUUCGGGCUGCCUGCUCCAUUUGGGGCAUCCUGUCCGUGCUCUUUCGCAACGUGAGACAGGUGAAGCUGUUUUACAGCAUCUUCAUUCUCAAUCUCUUUGUCGCUGUGUGGUUAAUGAUCCCGAUCCUGAGUCUUCACUGCCGAUGUGACAACUACUACCAGUGCCAGGCUCUACAAUCCUUUGCCCUGGACGGAAAAGCGCUGAACAAGUGGCCAGAGCCCGCGCAUUUCGAGGAUCGCAAGGUCCCCUAUGAAGAGGAACCCUCCACAGCCAAUGAGCUGAUCGACCACCCGGAGAUAGAGAGCACUGCAAAGACAACCACUGCAUCAACUACCAGCACUAGUGAAAGCACGACUGCCUCUGAGAAAAAGGAGCCGGAAACUGUGAAGCAAGAGGAUCCCGGACUGCGAAACCAGAAUCUGGUUGCUGGAGUAGCAGCGACGGAGGCUCCGAAGCCUGCGGAGCUCGCAGAGGUCAAAGCGACUGCGCCGGCGCCGGCGCCGGAAGGGACCAACGUGCAAGCAGCCAAGGACCUUGCAGAACAAACGCAGCAAGCGCAGCAAGUGCAACAAGGGCAGCAAGCUUUGCUGCAGAGGGGAGAGAUGCAGGCGUCUGAGGAGUUGAAAAAGAAGGUGCCCCAUGAUCAUUCUGAUCCAAGUUUAGAAGACUUGAUCUCCAUGGGACAUUCUCGGGUGGUCUCCAAGCGACGGCAGCGGCAUCGAAACGUGGAGGCCAGCUUGCUACAGAUCGAGAGUUCAUCAGGUGCUGAUCCCGAAGCACCCAAGGCAGAGAAGACCGAGAAGACCGAGAAGACCGGGAAAACCGAGAAGACCGAUGAAGAGCAGAAAGAAGAGAGUAAAGACGCUAUGGAGAUUCGUGCGGAGAAAGAACUGAAGGUGCUGACCUACUUCAAUCCGGUGGGCAAUAACGUGAAGUUGGUCUCGGAGCACGGGAAGGAGGGUCAAAUGUGCGAGACCAAAGUCAAGGACGUGGAGAUGUGGAAGGCAGACCUGAAUCGAAUGGACAGCAUGAUGGAUGGCCCCUUGGUGGUAGGGGCGAAUGUGACCCUGAGGACCAUUUUGCACAACUUGCUGCGAUAUAUCGAAGAUUCGUACAACUUCUCGGUUGAACAUAUGUGUUCCAGGGUGGAUUCAGCCGGUAUUUCCGGGAAAGGUUCAGAAUUUCACAUCGUGGCGCCACGGCCACACAAAUUCGCGUCAGGAAAGGAAGCAGAGGUCAAAACCCCAACCUUUAUCGCCAGUUUUUUCGAGAAACUCCAGGAACAGGAUCACAGUUUCAUCGCCAGCAUCGAAACCUGUAUGGCAGAAGAAGCAUGUGCCGGCAUCAUUUGGCAGAUCGAACAGGAUGAGGAGGGCAAGCACUACAAGUCCUGGGCCUGCACGAUCAUCGGGCCGGUGUCCAUGCCCAACAAGGAGAUGGAGGAAUUGUACGAUGGUAGCAGGCGCUCGCUCUACUUCCUGAAGAACAACGCCGUGGUGAAAGAAUUGGUCAGUGGUCCUCAGCGAAAGGCCAAGUUGAUUUCGAAGAUCUUCGACGCGAAAACGGAUGACGAGUUAGUGGAGUACACCCACAGACUCUACACCAACAUGUGCAGAUGUGAUGAGAAAAGCUGUCGAUCCUACACGCAGAGCCAGGGUAGUGAAAUGGGUUGGUGCUACAUUGACAACAAGACGCGGCACUUGUGCACCGCUGCCGAGAAGCAGGUCUUUCUGGACAGUGAUGACAAGCCAUGGUCCAGAAGCAUCUGUCACCAGGCAGAAAGCUACGACUUAAGUUGCAAGUGCUCUGGCUUUGGCAUGCUUCCCGGCGAAGGAAAAACGCUGGACCAGGACCUGCUAGCGGAGAAUCCCUACAACUAUGGGUCUUACUGUCAGAGAUGGAACGGAGAGGAGAACAAGUUCAAAUGGUGUUACGUGGGUUGGGACAGCCCUUGCGUGGACCGAAGGCGUGCGAAUCCGCACCACAAGUACAAGGAUGCAUCCACAUUUGUGCCGGCGCAGUUUUGGUCGGAGAUAGCCUGCGACGCUGAUGAGCCCAACAAACGACUCCUGGGCGCCGCCGACCUCUGCGAGAACCUGUCGCCUGACCAAACUGAGCUGAAGAACUGGGGAUUUUUCAUCCCCAAGUGGGAUUUAGUGGGAUUAGUCUACUACUCUAUUCUGACAUAG
Molecule: messenger RNA, 2534 nt
Organism: Cladocopium goreaui
Lineage: Eukaryota; Dinophyceae; Suessiales; Symbiodiniaceae
Source: the annotation of a GenBank genome assembly